AUGGCAGCGGAGAUGGCACUGAGCCACCGGACAUCCCACAAGGUGCUGAGCGAGGCUGACCUGGAGGAAGUGGGGCAGCGGAAACCUCCCACUAAGCCCUCGCUGCAUAGCUGUCUCCACAAGACCAGAUGCUCGGCCUCCACCGCCAAGUCCCUGCUCUUCCAAUUCCUGCCCUUCCUGCGCUGGCUGCCCCGCUACCCAGUCAAGGAGUGGCUCCCGGGGGGCAUCACCUCCGGNNCAUCCGUGACGUUUCUCCCUGCUCCCCCAUGUCCAGGCCUCGCCUACGCACUGCUGGCCGGGCUGCCACCCGUCACCGGUCUCUAUACCUCCUUUUACCCCGUCUUCCUCUACUUCUUCUUCGGGACAUCCAGGCACAACUCCGUGGGGGUCCCAGUGCUGACCUUGGGCUCCCUGCCCACACCCUUCCUGUCCCCAGGCCCCUUUGCCGUCAUCUCCGUCAUGAUCGGGAGUGUGACAGAAUCCCUGGUGCCCAGCGAGAAGUUCCUGGAGUUUGUCAAUGGCACCAACAUCACCAUGGUCAAUGAGGAACGUCGCGAUGCUGCCAGGGUGGAGCUGGUGGCCACCAUCACUGUCCUGACAGGCAUCUUCCAGGUGGCCCUGGGCCUCCUGCAGUUCGGCUUCGUGGUGACCUACCUCUCAGACCCGCUGGUGCGUGGCUACACGACCGCUGCCUCUGUGCAUGUCCUCGUCUCCCAGCUCAAGAACGUCUUUGGGAUCUCCCUGGGCGAGCACUCAGGGCCGCUCUCACUGUUCAUGACCUUCAUUGAGAUCUGCCAGAAGCUGCCACAGACCAACGUGGGCACCCUGGUGACAGCAAUCAUUGCCAUGGUUGUCAUCUUCAUCGUGAAAGAGCUCAACCACAAGUUCGCCGCCAAGUUGCCUAUGCCCAUCCCCAUCGAACUUAUCACGAUCAUCAUCUCCACUGGUAUCUCCUACGGUGUCAACCUGAAUGACAAGUUUGGCAUCUCCGUGGUGGGCAAAAUCCCUAGCGGGUUGAAGCCGCCUGUGGUCCCUAACUUCAGCUACUUUGGGCAGGUGGUGGGCAACGCCUUCGCCAUUGCCGUGGUGGGAUAUGCCAUCUGCAUCUCCCUGGGCAAGAUCUUUGCCCUGAAGCAUGGCUACAAAGUGGACAGCAACCAGGAGCUGAUCGCACUGGGCUUCUGCAACUUCCUGGGGGGCUUCUUCCAGUGUUUUGCCAUCAGCUGCUCCAUGUCACGGAGUCUGGUGCAGGAGAGCACAGGGGGAAACAGCCAGGUAGCCAGUGUCAUUGCAUCCCUGGUCAUCCUGGUGACCAUCCUGAAGAUUGGAGAGCUCUUCCAGGACCUGCCCAAGGCCAUCUUGGCUGCCAUCAUCAUCAUCAACCUCAAGGGCAUGUUCAAGCAGUUUGUUGACCUCCGCACGCUCUGGAAGUCCAACCGGGUGGACCUGAUGGUCUGGAUUGUGACAUUCGUGGCCACCCUCAUGCUGAACUUGGACAUUGGCCUGGGGGCCUCGGUGGCCUUUGGGCUGCUCACUGUCAUCUUCCGCACGCAGCUCCCCCACUACUCCAUCCUGGGGCGCAUCUCUGACACUGAUGUCUACAGGGACGUGACUGAAUACCAGAUGGUAACAGCACCAGGGGAGGUCCCUGGUGUGAAGAUCUUCCGCUCCUCCUCCACCCUCUAUUUUGCCAACGUGGAGCUGUACGCUGAGGCCCUGAAGAAGAAGAGCGGCAUCAACGUGGAUCGCCUGAUCGAGAAGAAGAAGAAGGCCCUCAAGAAGCUGAAGAAACAGCAGAAAAAAGCAGAAAAGGAGAAGGCAAAGAGGGAAAAGGUGCUUCCCUGCCACGGGGAACCCCUCCGGUGUCCUUCGCUCCCCCAGGCUGCAGAGGACAGGCUUAAUGGUCCCGGCGUGGCGGUGAUCGAGCUGAGCGGGGAGGAGAGCAGCGCACGCCCCGAGCCCACCCUGCGCAGCCUGGGGCUGCCCCAGCCCAGCUUCCACACUGUUGUCUUGGACUUCAGCCCCGUCAGCUUCAUGGACACCGUCUCCACCAAGAUCGUGAAGAAUAUCUUCAGGGAUUUCCAUGAGAUCGAAGUGGAUGUCUUCGUUGCCGGCUGCGCGGCGCCCGUGCUCGCCCAGCUGGAGAGGGGCAACUUCUUCAGCUCAGGCAUCACCAAGCACUGCUUCUUCCCCUCGGUGCACGACGCCAUAGUCCACAUUA
Pelecanus crispus (Dalmatian pelican) is the source of this 2221-nucleotide messenger RNA. NCBI's taxonomy places the organism in Eukaryota, Metazoa, Chordata, Aves, Pelecaniformes, Pelecanidae. The record is from RefSeq and is a predicted model, not a curated record.